AUGGCUGUCUUUCGGCUGUGGUGUGUGUUACUGGUGAUUGGGUUUGCUGCGACCCAACGUGUUGCAUCGUCGAAGGCGCAAGAGGAAGUGCAAGAGGCAGGUAGGGUGCACAAAGAGGGAAAGGUGAAGGUUACAGGCAUCUCAGACGAUAUUAAAACUCGGUUCGACAGGCUUUUCAACGACAGUGCGCUUUCAUUCUUUCACUCUGCCCAGAAAGGAGAACGCAGUGCCUUGAAAGAAGAAUGGGACGCUGCAAUCGAGGACUUCCGAUCGAAAGCAGAAGCCAAAAGAAAAGAGUUGUUCGGUUCCAUCCUUCAGAUAGAUAGCUUAAAAGGAUUGCUAGGUGAGCACCAGUUGAAGGAUUUGGUGGAACGUGUUGGACUGCCAGCGCUUCUGAGUGGUGACGAUGCUGUGUCUGCAAAACUGAAUGAGCGAGAAAACAGAUUUGCCGCCUCGCUCAAACGGCAAGAAAAUCGAGAUCGUGUAACGGGCUUCGUGAGAAACUACCAAAAGAACAUUGUUGAUCUCAAGGAGACUCUCAUAAAGAGGCUUAGCAACAAGGAGAGCCUUCAGAAGCCUGCCGCGUCUUCCAAAUUCAACAAACUGCUGGAUGAAGUCAGUUUCUCUUCUAUUAUCAAGGGAAAGACAGCAACUUCCCCCCGGAGACUUUCGGUCAUGAGUUUUUUGGAGAAGGCAAAGGAACGCCUGAAAUGGACAUCCACAAGUACGAAAGAGUCGGCAAAAGUUACUGAGUUUGAGGAGAAAAUUGAGACACUGAGGAGAGAUAUCGCUGAGGAAGUGUCACGCCAGCUGAGCAGUCGCAGAAAGUCUGUGAAUGCAGAGACGGUCGAAGCGGUGCUAAAACGUGUCGGUGUGGAGGGACUAGUGCAUGGAACCAUUCGUGACACGAUGCCUGCGGAAGAGAAAGCAGUGCUAGAGCUGGCCCAUGGCAAGUGGAUGCAGAUGCAGCGAGUGAACAACAAUUACGAGCGGGUUGCAGGAGCUUUGCGAGACAGUCUUCUUUAUGACCAAGAGGCACCCCUGUCGCCGCGAAUGAAGCAACGCGUGGAGGAGAUAUACGAAGAGGGUCUCCGAGGACAGCAGGGUAGCAAUGUGAGAAGGCUGUCUGAAGUCCAAGCAUCGAACUCCCACACGUAUUCUCUGCCUCUUGCCCCGGAAGCCCAAACGAAACUGCCGGGAGAUAGUGAGAGGCUUUUCCAGUUGGUUCCGAACAUUUCAGAAGCCUUGAAGACCUUUGAGGAGAAAGUUUCCAAGUUGAUGGACAAGACCUUAUCUGACUUUAUCAAGCGGGAACAGAUGCAAGGCAUACUGGAGCCCGACGUUCUUUUGACUGUAUUCCAAAAGUUAGGCCUCAAAAGCAAGGCGGGCCGAGUGGAAAUUGCCCUGCCCAGCCUGCGUCGCAUCACAAACUGGAACGACUUAGGUAUCGAUCAGGUGGUUGCCGGGAAACUGCAGAACAUCAUUGGGCUGGACGAGUUUGUGAGGAAGCUCCAGGGGCUGCUACCCCAAGUCAACUCGAAGCUGUUAGUUUUGAGUGGUGAACUAAAGCAACGGCUUGCUGCGGCGACAGAGAAGCUCUCUGACUCUCAGUUUUUCGACGGGAGACCCCUAGGCAGCUGGGAUACCCAGCUGAUUGACAGUUUGACACUUAACUCGAUCCUGAAGGGACAUUCAACAACGGCAUCAAAAGCGGACCGAACGCUACAGAGUGUCAAUACCACAGUCGCUGAAGGAAGCGACGACCCAACGCUAGAGGAGCAGAAAAGCCUCGAACCAUCUGAAUAG
Molecule: messenger RNA, 1806 nt
Organism: Neospora caninum
Lineage: Eukaryota; Apicomplexa; Conoidasida; Eucoccidiorida; Sarcocystidae
Product: putative DNA double-strand break repair rad50 ATPase
Exons: 1
Coding region: 1-1806 (601 amino acids)
Source: RefSeq, a predicted model, not a curated record